CCCUCCCUCCCCACCUGCACCACCACCAACACCAACCAACAGGUGGCGAGAGCGAGAGCGAGAGCAAAGAGCUGAGCGGGACGGAGCAGCUAGCGCUAGGGAUAACGCACACCCACCACCAUGGCGACGCCCGGAGAGCAGCCGGCGGAGGUCGUGUCCGUCGAGAUGCCCGCACCCGACGGGUGGACCAAGAAGUUUACUCCCUUGAGAGGGGGGAGAUCUGAGAUUGUUUUUGUUUCACCAACUGGCGAGGAAAUUAAGAACAAGAGGCAAUUAAGUCAGUACCUAAAGGCACACCCUGGAGGCCCUGCUGUUUCAGAGUUUGAUUGGGGAACUGGUGAUACCCCAAGGCGUUCUGCUCGUAUUAGCGAGAAAGUCAAGGUAUUUGAUAGCCCAGAGGGCGAGAAGAUCCCGAAGCGCAGCAGGAACUCCAGUGGUAGGAAGGGUAAGCAGGGGAAGAAGGAAACCCCUGAGACCGAAGAAGCCAAAGAUGCUGAAACUGGCAAGGAGGCAGAGGAGGCCCCAAGCGAAGAUGCCGCAAAGGAGACUGAUGUGGAGAUGAAGCCUGCUGAAGAGGUGAAGGGGGCCUCUGCUGAAACAGAAGAUGCUGACAUGGCUGAUGCUCCUGCACCAGCACCAAUGGAAGAAGAUAAGAAACAAACUGAAGAACUGGCAGAAGCUAUUGCAGCUCCUCCUGUGCCAUCGGAGGAGAAGAAAGAUGUCAAGCCAGCUGAGCCUGAAGCUGCAGCAAGCAACCCAACUGAGGAUUCGGCCCCUGCUCCUGCUGAACCUGCUGAUGUUGCUGCUCCAGCUGCUGAGCCCAAAUCAGACGCCAAACCUGCUGCUGUUGCUGCUCCAGUGCCUGAGACCAAAUCAGACGCCGAGCCUGCUGCUGUUGCUGCUCCAGCGCCUGAGACCAAAUCAGACGCUGAGCCUGCUGCUGUUGCUGCUCCAGCUCCUGAGACCAAAUCAGUAGCCGAGCCUGCUGCUGUUGCUGCUCCAGCGCCUGAGACCAAAUCAGAUGCCGAGCCUGCUGCUGUUGCUGCUCCAGUGCCUGAGACCAAAUCAGAUGCCGAGCCUGCUGCUGUUGCUGCUCCAGUGCCUGAAACGAAAUCAGAUGCUGAGCCUGCUGCUGAUGCUGCUCCAGUUCCUGAGAUGAAAUCAGAGUCCGAGCCUGCUGCUGUUGCUGCUCCAGCGUCUGAAACCAAAUCAGACGCCGAGCCUGCUGCCGUUGCUGCUCCAGCGCCUGAGACCAAAUCAGAUGCCGAGCCUGCUGCUGCUGCUGCUCCAGUGCCUGGAACCAACUCAGAUGCUGCUGCUACUGAUCCAGCACCUGGAACCAAGGCCACUGCCGCCGAUCCAGCACCUGGAGCUCCAGCAGAGAACUCCACCGACAAAGACGGAAGCCAGGAGAGCCAGCCCGUGAACAAUGGACAGCUGCCGCACUCGACGGUGAAGUGCACCUGAAGCCGCAACGCCGGAAAAACCUGAACCCCUUCCGGCGCCGUGUAUCUCAUUUAGGAACAAACAUUCGCAUUCGCAUUCACAUUGUUAUCAGUUAAAAAGUCUAUGGAACGGUAAGCAUGUUAAUUAGUCAGUCUGACGCUGCUGGGUGACAGGUUGGUAAUUAGGCUCUGCAUUUAGCUGUUUUGUAUGGCUGCUGUCGCCGCCAUACAUGUAUCAUCUUCUUGUGGUUGUAUGGUACCUAACCGCGUAAACAUGUUAACCUUAGGCCAUGUAUUAAUUACUCCGCUCUAAUGUUUGUAUGUGUAUUGUCAAACUUGCAGAACCAGUUGCAUGCAUGAAAAAUAAUAAGUGUCUGGGUAUCUAUGGGUGCGGGGUACCCAUCUCCGCACCAGCGCACCCAGCCAGAAACAGCAGUUUGUUUGGAUC
This is a messenger RNA of Zea mays, 1893 nucleotides long. It is a transcript of the gene mbd105, whose product is annotated as methyl binding domain 105. The transcript has 3 exons. Bases 121 to 1467 code for a protein of 448 amino acids. The record is from RefSeq and is marked validated. Gene Ontology annotation, molecular function: DNA binding. NCBI's taxonomy places the organism in Eukaryota, Viridiplantae, Streptophyta, Magnoliopsida, Poales, Poaceae.